Molecule: messenger RNA, 5102 nt
Organism: Cucumis melo (muskmelon)
Lineage: Eukaryota; Viridiplantae; Streptophyta; Magnoliopsida; Cucurbitales; Cucurbitaceae
Product: pentatricopeptide repeat-containing protein At4g33170-like
Exons: 7
Coding region: 285-5027 (1580 amino acids)
Biological process (GO): RNA modification
Molecular function (GO): protein binding; zinc ion binding; RNA binding
Source: RefSeq, a predicted model, not a curated record
AGAGAGAGAGAGGUGGGGGAGAGGAGACGAGUUUGUGAAAGUUCAUAGAACACCGAAGAGAGAAAGAGAGAAAUACUCACAAAGAAGUUCGUAAUUGAAGAUAAAAUUCGAGUCUUUAUCUUUAAUUCUUUACCCUUCUGACUUCAUCCGAUCCGUUUCCAUGGAUCCCUUCGAUUUGUUUCGUAAAGGUUUUGGUUGAGGCUACAAAAACACGAGCUUUUCCCUACAGGAUUUUUUCUUUUCCUUUCAAAUACAUGUGAGUAUUCUAUUUUGUAUUAGAUAUAAUGAAUGUAUCCAAGAAGGGAACGCAAACCAGCGAGGUAAAACUAAACGUUGGAAGCAAGGUGACUGCUUUGAAUCCAAAUGCUGCUGAGUUUAUUCCCUUUGCCCUCAGAGCAUCUCCAGUUGGAAGUAGUAGUGCACCAGAUUUGACAGAAAGAUUUUCUUCUGGGACAUUAGGAAAGGCUGUUCUAGAUCGGACCGAGUCAUCUGUAUCAAAUAAUUCUGAUGAUGAGGCCCGUCAAUUCUGGAGGCAUCAGCUCCCUGAUGAUAUCACCCCUGAUUUCAAGUCAAUGGGAGAAGAUGAGAACCUAUCUCUUGGAAAUAUUUCGUUGGCAGGAUUAUCCUUGCACGAUGACAGCGAAGCCUCUUUAUUUGCUGCUACUACUGGCAAUGAAUAUUUGUUGAAUGAUCAGCAGGAUUCAAAUUUAAAUCAUUUUAAUGGCAGCCAAUUUGCUGAAAAGUUCAGAUUCUCAACUGCUUCUUACGGAGAAGAUCCAUCUUCAGCCAGUCUUUUCCAAAUUUCAAAUAAGCCUUGGCAGAAGCCAGUUCUGAACAGUAAUCUACUGGUUGGCAACGAGCGGCACCUUCCUUAUCACGGAAACUCUGGGAGGGGAUUGGCCAUGGAUGUCUUGAGUGAGCAAACAACGAUUGAUGAAAGUGAUACUCUGAACCCUGUUGAGUUUUUGGCUCUACAGUUCCCUGGUUUUGCUGCUGAAAGCCUUGCAGAAGUUUAUUUUGCCAACGGAGGUGACUUAAACCUGACUGUUGAGAUGCUCACUCAAUUAGAGCUUCAAGUUGAUGGUGGGAUAAGUCAAAAUCUGAAUUCCAAGACAAUGUCUGCCCCGAAUCUUAGUGCAAUGGACUUUCCUGCACUUGCAGUGUCAGGUGGUCAAAAUGGUCAUCCAAAAUUUGAUGGGGCUGAUCUUCAACAAAGUACCAAUCCUUAUCUUUCUUCUGAUAAGGAUGGCAUGCUUUUCUUCAAGUCCAGCACCGGUCCGUCUAGAGGUGCUACUGAUUUUGCUUCCACUGUCAGGAAAUUGGCAUCUCAGGAUUCUGGUAUGUGGAAGUACAAUGGAAACGGUUCUGCUGAUGACUCUAUUGGCUCAAGUAGAAGUUCUCAUAUGUUAACUAGCAAGUACACUACUGGUGGACAUGGGAAAGACACCUAUAGUGAGAGGUUGCUACACCGUGGUUCAGCUCGGGCUGCUCCAGUUUGGCUUGAAACAGGCGAAGCAGUUGCAAGCAUGUAUUCUGAGCAGCGGGAGGAAGCACGUGAUCAUGCACGCCUGCGAAAUGCAUAUUUUGAACAGGCACGACAAGCGUACCUCAUUGGUAAUAAGGCUCUAGCAAAGGAACUAAGUGUAAAGGGACAGUUACAUAAUAUGCACAUGAAGGCAGCUCAUGGAAGGGCCCAAGAAUCUAUUUAUCGGCAGAGGAAUCAUUUAGGUGGAGACAAUCAAGGAAAUGGAAGGGGGCACGAACGUAUGAUUGACCUGCACGGACUGCAUGUCAGCGAAGCUAUUCACGUCCUGAAGCACGAACUGAGUGUGCUGAGGAGUACUGCCAGGGCCUCUGGACAACGUCUACAGGUUUAUAUUUGUGUUGGAACAGGACACCACACUCGAGGCUCCCGCACUCCUGCUAGACUUCCAGUGGCUGUACAGAGAUAUUUGAUCGAAGAGGAAGGCCUCGACUUUAGCGAACCACAACCAGGACUGCUUAGAGUUGUGAUUAAAAUGCUUUUGCGAGCCCAUCUCAAAGUGCCCUCUAUCUCCUCUCGUACGAGUUUCGCUUGCCCGUUUCUACUUUUUUGCCGAUUCUCCUUUCUUUCAUCUUCCCCGUCGUCUUCUUCCUCUUCUCAAUGGUUCUCUCUUCUUCGCUCCGCCAUUGCCAUGGUCGAUUUGAAGCUCGGGAAGCGAGCUCAUGCACGUGUCGUAACCUCCGGCGACCUCCCUGAUCGGUUUCUGACGAACAAUCUAAUCACUAUGUAUUUUAAAUGUGGGUCUCUCUGUUCUGCACGCCAGGUGUUUGAUAAAAGUUCUGAUCGUGAUCUCGUAACAUGGAACUCCAUUUUGGCUGCCUAUGCCCACUUUGCUGAUUCCAGUUACGAGAAUGUUCUUGAGGGCUUUCGCCUCUUUGGGCUUUUACGCGAGUCUGGUUUUUCAAUAACACGACUUACCUUGGCGCCAUUGUUGAAGCUGUGUUUACUGUCUGGCUUUGUGCAGGUAUCCGAGGCUGUUCACGGAUAUGCCGCUAAAAUUGGCUUGGAAUUGGACCUGUUUGUUUCAGGGGCUCUUGUGAAUAUAUACUGCAAAUAUGGCCUGGUUGGUCAAGCUCGUUUACUGUUCGAUGAAAUGCCUGAAAGGGAUGCUGUGCUGUGGAAUGUAAUGCUCAAGGCUUAUGUUGACAAUAGUUUUGAGGAUGAAGCUCUUCGGUUCUUCUCUGCACUUCAUCGAAGUGGGUUUUUUCCUGAUUUCUCAAGCUUACAUUGUGUUAUCGGUGGUGUUAACAGUGAUGUUUCUAAUAACAGAAAGAGGCACAUGGAGCAGGUUAAGGCAUACGCAAUGAAGAUGUUUCCCUUCGACCAAGGUUCAAAUAUAUUUUCUUGGAACAAGAAGUUAACAGAGUAUCUGCAUGCCGGCCAAAUUUUAGCAGCCAUCGAUUGUUUUAAGAGUCUGUUAAGAUCAACAAUAGGAUAUGAUAAUGUAACUUUAGUCAUCAUUUUAUCUGCAGCUGUUGGGGCGGAUGAUCUUGAUUUGGGGGAACAAAUACAUGCACUUGUUAUAAAAUCAAGUUUUGCUCCAGUAGUUUCUGUUUCAAAUAGUCUCAUGAACAUGUACUCUAAGGCAGGGGUUGUUUAUGCUGCAGAAAAGACGUUCAUUAACUCGCCAGAAUUGGAUCUUAUUUCGUGGAACACAAUGAUAUCCAGUUAUGCCCAGAAUAAUCUUGUAAUGGAGGCAAUCUGCACAUUUAGAGAUCUAUUGCGUGAUGGCCUGAAACCGGAUCAAUUUACCUUGGCUAGUGUUUUAAGAGCUUGCUCCACAGGUGAUGAAGGAGAGUAUUUCACUCUCGGAUCACAGGUUCAUGUCUAUGCCAUAAAAUGUGGUAUUAUUAAUGACAGUUUUGUAUCAACAGCACUUAUUGACUCGUACUCGAAGAGCGGAAAAGUGGACGAGGCCGAGUUUCUGUUGCAUUGCAAGUAUGAUUUUGAUUUGGCUUCUUGGAAUGCAAUUAUGUUUGGGUACAUAAAGAAUAACAAAAGUAGAAAGGCAUUGGAACAUUUUAGUCUGAUGCAUGAAAUGGGUAUGCCGAUUGAUGAAAUCACACUGGCAACUGCAAUUAAAGCUUCUGGUUGCUCGAUCAAUCUAAAGCAAGGGAAACAAAUUCAAGCUUAUGCAAUCAAGCUUGGAUUCAACAAUGAUUUAUGGGUCAGUAGUGGCGUUCUGGACAUGUACAUCAAAUGUGGAGACAUGCCAAAUGCUCUUGAAUUGUUUGGUGAAAUUAGCAGACCCGAUGAAGUUGCUUGGACGACUAUGAUCUCAGGAUACGUCGAAAAUGGAGAUGAGGAUCAUGCUCUUUCUGUGUACCAUUUAAUGAGGGUCUCCGGGGUUCAACCUGAUGAAUAUACCUUUGCUACCCUCAUCAAAGCUAGUUCUUGUCUAACCGCUCUUGAACAAGGAAAACAGAUUCAUGCUAAUGUUAUUAAGUUGGAUUAUUCAUUGGACCAUUUUGUUGGUACUUCCCUAGUCGACAUGUACUCCAAAUGUGGCAGCGUUCAAGAUGCCUAUCGUGUAUUCAGGAAGAUGGAUGUGCGGAAAGUUGUCUUUUGGAAUGCUAUGUUGUUAGGUUUAGCCCAACAUGGGCAAGUUGAUGAGGCCCUGAAUCUUUUUAGAACUAUGCAAUCAAAUGGGAUUCAGCCUGACAAAGUUACUUUUAUUGGAGUUCUUUCUGCUUGUAGCCAUUCUGGUUUGUUUUCUGAAGCCUACAAGUAUUUUGAUGCAAUGUUCAAAACAUAUGGGAUCACACCAGAGAUCGAGCAUUACUCAUGUCUGGUGGAUGCACUUGGCCGAGCAGGACGCAUUCAAGAGGCUGAAAGCGUUAUAGCAUCGAUGCCAUUUAAAGCUUCCGCCUCAAUGUAUAGGGCAUUGCUUGGUGCUUGCAGGACUAAAGGGGAUGCAGAAACAGCAAAACGUGUUGCUGACAAACUCCUGGCCUUGGAUCCAUCCGACUCGUCUGCUUAUGUCCUCUUAUCCAACAUAUAUGCUGCUUCCAGACAAUGGGACGAUGUUACUGAUGCUAGAAACAUGAUGAAGCUGAAAAAUGUUAAGAAGGACCCAGGUUUUAGUUGGAUUGACGUGAAAAACAAAGUGCAUUUAUUCGUGGUAGACGAUCGAUCACAUCCACAAGCUGGUCUAAUAUACGAGAAAAUCGAGGAUCUCAUGAAAAGAAUAAGAGAAGAAGGAUCUUAUGUUCCAGACACAGACUUUACGUUACUUGACGUCGAAGUAGAAGAAAAGGAACGUGCUCUCUACUAUCAUAGUGAGAAACUCGCAAUAGCUUUCGGGCUGAUCAGCACGCCUCCCUCCGCAACCAUUCGUGUGAUAAAAAACCUAAGGGUUUGUGGUGAUUGCCACAGUGCCAUCAAAUGUAUCUCCAAACUCACUCAGAGGGAGAUUGUUUUAAGGGAUGCAAACAGAUUCCAUCACUUUAGGAAUGGAACUUGUUCCUGUGGUGAUUACUGGUAGUAUCAAUUGCCACGAUCGAAUUAUUUGCAUUUGUUCUUUUGACGACUAUUAAGAUCUUUGAUUGUUGGUUGUCGA